UUUGGUCCUCCGUGUGUGGGCGGGGCUUCAACUCAGGCCCCGCCCACACAGGGACGUAGUGACGUGUCGCGGAGCUCCGGCUCUGUUUCCAGCCGCUGCGGUGCUUCCAGCGGGGCCUGCUGCAGUCUCUGCCCGCGGAGCUUAGGAUGGAGCUCCGGACGGUCCUCCCGGCUCUGCUGCUCCUCUCAGCCGCCUGCCUGCGCCCCGUGUCCGGCGUGUUCUCCCGGAGAGGACCGAAGGUCACCGAGAAGGUGUUCUUUGACAUCACGGUGGCGGGUCACGAGGUGGGUCGGAUCGUCAUCGGGCUCUUUGGAGACGUCGUCCCGCUGACCGUCAAUAACUUUGUGUCUCUGGCAGCUGGAGAGAAAGGCUACGGCUACAAGGGGACAAAGUUUCACCGAGUCAUCAAAGAUUUUAUGAUCCAAGGAGGAGACUUCACAGCUGGAGACGGAACCGGAGUCUGUGGUUCACACCAUCGAGCUUCAGGACACGGACGACAGGAACCUGCCGUACACCGAGUGUGUGAUCGUGAACAGUGGCAGGAUCCCCGUGAAAGAGCCCUUCAUGGUGGAGGUGGAGGGCUG
Molecule: messenger RNA, 584 nt
Organism: Austrofundulus limnaeus
Lineage: Eukaryota; Metazoa; Chordata; Actinopteri; Cyprinodontiformes; Rivulidae
Gene: ppic
Product: peptidylprolyl isomerase C
Biological process (GO): protein folding; protein peptidyl-prolyl isomerization
Cellular component (GO): cytoplasm; intracellular membrane-bounded organelle
Molecular function (GO): cyclosporin A binding; peptidyl-prolyl cis-trans isomerase activity
Source: RefSeq, a predicted model, not a curated record